Molecule: messenger RNA, 3915 nt
Organism: Sinocyclocheilus rhinocerous
Lineage: Eukaryota; Metazoa; Chordata; Actinopteri; Cypriniformes; Cyprinidae
Gene: slc8a1b
Product: solute carrier family 8 member 1b
Exons: 7
Coding region: 377-3208 (943 amino acids)
Biological process (GO): cell communication; calcium ion import across plasma membrane; sodium ion transmembrane transport
Cellular component (GO): postsynapse; axon; sarcolemma
Molecular function (GO): calcium:sodium antiporter activity
Source: RefSeq, a predicted model, not a curated record
CACACACACACACACACACUCUCACGCACCCAGUCCCUCACACUGAACCAGCCGAGAGAGGGAAGAAUGAGGAAGAACUCGCACGCACAUUUCAGCGCUCUCAGAUUUGCUGAUAAAGCAUCAGAUAUUUGAUCGCUACGGGUCUGUUUGGGGAAAAACACGCGUGUAUGGAAAUCGGAGGGUCCAUAUAAUACUCGCGUGGGUCUCUAAUCUUUCCUGCAUCUCCUAUAUAAAAACCUAAACUAAUGCGAGCUGGGAUACUACUGACGGCUUCCGACACGCACUGUCUCCGUUAACAUUCCUGCUGCCGUUUUCCCACAGACUGACUACUUCACGGAACACCGUUACGCAGAAGUUUGUCGCCGAGUAAGGAACGAUGAGGCAUCGUGACACCUCCCCACGCCUCUUCCUGAGCUUUCAGUGUCUAGUCAUCAUGGUGAUACUGCUCUACAACGUCCACCAUGUGACAGCGGAACAUGCUUCAGACCACAGCCAGGAUCAUAGUUCUCCUUCCAACAAGUCUUUGAGCUGUGGUGGGUCAGUUACAUGUGCCCCAGGAGUCAUCCUUCCGAUGUGGGAGCCCCCAAACCCUUCGUUUGGAGACAAGGUAGCCCGAGCCACGGUUUACUUCGUGGCAAUGGUAUACAUGUUUCUGGGAGUUUCGAUUAUUGCUGACCGCUUCAUGGCAUCCAUUGAGGUCAUCACCUCUCAGGAGAAGGAGAUCACCAUUAAGAAACCCAAUGGUGAAACGACCACUACAACUGUACGCGUCUGGAAUGAAACUGUGUCCAACCUCACCCUCAUGGCUCUGGGGUCUUCAGCUCCUGAGAUUCUGCUCUCGGUCAUUGAAGUGUGCGGCCAUAAUUUUGAAGCUGGUGACCUUGGACCCGCUACCAUUGUCGGCAGUGCAGCUUUCAACAUGUUCGUCAUUAUUGGAAUCUGUGUCUACGUGGUGCCCGAUGGAGAGCAUCGCAAAGUGAAACACCUGCGUGUUUUCUUCGUCACCGCCACUUGGAGCAUCUUCGCUUACUUGUGGCUCUACCUGAUCUUGGCUGUUAUCUCGCCGGGCGUCGUCCAGGUGUGGGAAGGUCUUCUUACUCUUUUCUUCUUUCCAAUUUGCGUGGUCUUUGCUUGGAUCGCUGACCGCCGCCUCCUGUUUUACAAGUAUGUUUACAAGCGCUACCGAGCUGGCAAGCACCGUGGCAUGAUCAUCGAGACGGAGGGGGACCGUCCUCUGCCAUCCAAGGUGGAUAUCGAGAUGGAUGGGAAGAUGCUGAACUCUCACGCAGUGGAUUUCUUGGAUGGAACUCUGGCUUUGGAACUGGAGGACAAAGAUCUAGAUGAGGAGGAAGCAAGACGUGAAAUGGCGAAGAUCCUGAAGGAACUGAAGCAGAAACAUCCCGAUAAAGAGGUGGAGCAGUUGAUUGAACUCGCUAAUUACCAGGUGCUCAGCCAGCAGCAGAAGAGCCGUGCAUUCUACCGAUGCCAAGCGACCCGCUUAAUGACCGGAGCAGGUAACAUUCUGAAGAAGCAUGCGGCGGACCAAGCUCGUAAAGCAGUGAGCAUGCAUGAGGUGCGCAGUGACACUGGAGAGAAUGACCCGAUUUCAAAGAUCUUUUUUGACCCUAGCUCUUACCAGUGCCUGGAAAACUGUGGAACCGUGGCUGUGAAUGUGAUCCGACGUGGAGGCGAUCUCAACCAGACGGUGUCUGUGGAAUUCCGCACAGAAGAUGGAACCGCAAACGCCGGCUCAGAUUACGAAUUCACAGAAGGCACUGUCGUUUUCAAGCCAGGUGAGACGCAAAAGGAGAUUCGAGUUGGAAUUAUUGACGAUGACAUCUUUGAAGAGGAUGAGAACUUCCUCAUCCACCUCAGCAAUGUCCGUGUGCUUCACGAGGGUGAUGAGCCAGAGACCACUGAAGCCAAUCACAUGGAGACCAUCGCAACGCUCGGUGUGCCCUCUACAGCAACAGUCACCAUCUUUGACGAUGACCAUGCUGGAAUCUUCACAUUUGAAGAGCCAGUCGCCCACAUUAGUGAGAGUGUGGGUGUCAUGGAAGUGAAGGUACUGCGUACGUCUGGCGCCCGUGGGGUGGUGUCACUGCCAUAUAAAACCAUUGAGGGAACUGCGCGUGGAGGGGGAGAGGACUUUGAAGACUCCCAUGGUGUUCUGGAGUUCCAAAACGACGAAAUCUUGAAGACGAUAUCAGUCAGGGUUCUCAAUCGAGAGGAAUACGAUAAGCAAUGCAGCUUUUGCAUAGAGCUACAGACGCCACUUUGGAGAAGGAGAGGAUGGACAGUAUACAGAGAGGAGGAGAAAGAGGCGGGGCAGGAAGAGGCGGAGCCUCUGACAGGCGAAGAGGAAGAGGAACGACGCAUCGCUGAAAUGGGGAAGCCAAUGCUAGGAGAUCACCCUAAACUGGAGGUUAUCAUUGAGGAAUCUUAUGAAUUCAAGAAUACAGUUGAUAAGCUGAUUAAAAAGACAAACUUGGCUCUUCUGGUUGGCACCAACAGCUGGAGGGACCAGUUCAUCGAGGCCAUCACAGUCAGCGCCGGUGAGGAUGAUGAUGAUGAAGAAUGCGGAGAGGAGAAGCUCCCCUCCUGCUUCGAUUACGUCAUGCAUUUCCUCACUGUCUUCUGGAAAGUUCUCUUUGCCUUUGUCCCGCCCACUGACUACUGGAACGGGUGGGCGUGUUUCGUGGUGUCAAUCAUUAUGAUUGGCGUUCUGACGGCUUUCAUCGGAGACCUGGCAUCCCACUUCGGCUGCACCAUCGGACUCAAAGACUCUGUCACAGCAGUGGUGUUUGUAGCGCUAGGAACUUCAGUGCCAGACACCUUUGCCAGUAAAGUGGCAGCGAUACAGGAUCAGUACGCCGACGCGUCCAUUGGAAACGUGACGGGCAGCAACGCCGUGAACGUCUUCUUGGGCAUCGGAGUGGCCUGGUCCAUCGCCGCCAUCUACCACAAUUCAAAGGGCCACGAGUUCAGGGUGGAGCCGGGUAACCUGGCCUUCUCUGUCACCCUCUUCACCAUUUUCGCCUUUAUCUGCGUGGCGGUGCUCAUGUACCGCCGCCGGCCCGACAUCGGUGGCGAGCUGGGGGGUUCGCGGACUGCUAAAGGGCUGACCACCAUGCUUUUCGUCAGCCUCUGGCUCCUCUACAUCCUGUUCUCCUCUCUGGAGGCUUACUGCCACAUCAAGGGCUUCUAAACACACGCACACGCGCUCACACACGCAUACACACGCAGAACUACACACCUUCACACAGUGACACACACACGAUCAUGCAUUCUGUGGAAAAAUACGCAAAGACUAAAGGGUAAAGACUAAAGACUGCAGAGGAAGGCAACAGCGGCGGACUCGGUUUCGGGUUCACGAGAAUAAUAAUUUUCCGCAGAUCAUCGGCCCGUUCUUCUGUUCUCUCAACACGCCAUUCCUUCAUCCUCAUCUUCCUCUAUUUGUUGUGUGACUGCAUCUGAUUGGACGGGGUGUGACCACAUUGUUCAAGCAUCAAAUCUAGACUAUAAAAGCUACUAUUGCUACCUUUAACUACUGUAGUUGUGCUUUUUUAACCUAAACCAGUAUAAAAGCCACGUGGGACCGUGGAAUCUGUAAGCUCCCUUCAUAGUGCCAUGGAACUCUGGGUAAUGUGGCUGUGUGUUAUAGGUUUGUUAUCUUAACGGGGACCGAGCGGUACUGUAAUUUUGCUUGGGUGAUUUUUCAGACAGAUGAUGUAAUCGGAACGGUCCUAAACAGCUUUUGUUGUUCUCAAGAGCAACUUGUAGUUCCUGUGAAGGCCAGUUUUUAUCCCGCUCUUGCACUGGUGCAGUUCAUUCCAGUUCAGAAAGAGAAUAACAAUAAGAGAGUGCAGUACACCAGCUCUAUUCUCUGCCGGCGCUGAAGCUCUAGAGACCAGA